This is a messenger RNA of Belonocnema kinseyi, 1029 nucleotides long. Its product is annotated as probable methylthioribulose-1-phosphate dehydratase. Lineage: Eukaryota; Metazoa; Arthropoda; Insecta; Hymenoptera; Cynipidae. The record is from RefSeq and is a predicted model, not a curated record. The transcript has 5 exons. Gene Ontology annotation, molecular function: methylthioribulose 1-phosphate dehydratase activity; metal ion binding. The coding region runs from base 113 to 805 and encodes 230 amino acids. Gene Ontology annotation, cellular component: cytoplasm.
AUCAGCUGAUUUCGCAUUUCGCACGUUUUGAGGUUAGAAAACUGAUUAAAGGAGGAAAGUCUCAUUGUAACCAUAAAUAUUUUAUAAAUAUUUACGAUAAAAUAAAGCAAAUAUGAACCUGGACUUUUACGACAACAAUUUUCCAAAGGAACAUCCUCGGAAUUUAAUUCCUGAAUUGUGUAGACAAUUUUAUAAUCUUGAAUGGGUUACUGGAACAGGUGGUGGAAUAUCCAUAAAAUAUGAGGACAAGAUUUACAUUGCACCAUCCGGUGUUCAAAAAGAGCGAAUGUGCCCAGAUGAAAUGUUCGUACAGGAUAUUGAAGGCAAAGAUUUGGAACUUCCACCUUCAGAAAAAAAAUUGAAAAAGUCUCAGUGCACUCCUCUUUUUAUGUGUGCUUACAAAUCCAGAAAUGCAGGAGCUGUGAUUCAUACACAUUCCAAAUUUGCAGUAAUGGUCACGCUUUUGUGGCCCGGAAAAGAAUUCCGCACCACACAUUUGGAAAUGAUCAAAGGAAUACGAAAUCAAAAACUAGGACGAGCUUUACGAUACGAUGAGGAAUUAGUGGUACCAAUAAUCGAAAAUACUCCUUUUGAAGAAGAUUUAAAAGAUCGAAUGGCUGAAGUAAUUUCUGAAUAUCCCGAAACUUGUGCUAUAUUAGUUCGCAGGCACGGAUUAUACGUAUGGGGAGAUACUUGGCAACAAGCAAAAACUAUGACAGAAUGUUACGACUAUCUCUUCGAUAUUGCUGUUCAAAUGAAGAAAUUUGGUCUCGACCCGCUCGCGACUCCAGCAGAAAUUGAAUAAAAAAAAUCAGGAGUCAACAAUUUUAUCAAAGAUGAAUAUUAAUAUCAAGAAUCUUGAGAAAAAUCAGGGUAGAUCAAAUAAAAAGAGGGGUAAUUAUUUUUAUUUUUAUACAGGGUGUCUAUUCAAAUCCUAAAAAAAAAAAUGUCCUGAAAAUUCCAGUUUCGCCAAUUUAUUCUAAAUAGUGUUUUUUCUUUCUUUCAAAUUGUAGGCAUUUAAUUAAUAUG